AUGGAUGAGGCUCCAGAUACCUUCAUCGCAGAUUCAGAUCAAGCUGAAGUGGCCUCUGCCUGCGUCUGCUGCGGAGAGAAUGGAAUAACGAGGAUGCUCUUGACAAAGAUUCCGCACUUUAAUGACAUUGUCGUCAUAUCAUUCGAAUGCAACAGCUGUGGAUACUCCAAUAAUGAAAUACAAGGUGUUUCAUCCAUAAAGGAUCGUGGAGUCAAGAUCAAAGUUGAAGUCAAUACUAGCAAGGGAUUAAACAACCAAGUUGUCAUUUCAAAUCAUUCUUCAAUCAAAAUAGUUGAGAUCGAUUUCGAGGUCCCACCAAUCCCGCAAAAGGGCGUUGUAACAACUAUAGAAGGCCUAGUCUCUGGAAUUUCUUCAAAUUUGGAUGAACACAUAAAGUCAAUCGCAGAAGCAUUAGUAACAAAUGUAGAUUUGAAUAUUCAGUUGACAACUGGAGAAGUAAAAUCUGCUACAGAAUACAUUCACAUUCUCUCUGAAAUCAAGGAUAAACUUGUCUCGUAUAGUUCUGGCACAGAGCCCUUCACAAUUUUGAUUGAUGAUCCGUCUGGAAACAGUUACGUAGAAAAUACCGAGUCAAUUGUACUUUCAGAGGAAACUUACCAGAGAUCGGAGGAGCAGCUAAAGGCAAUGGGUUAUGCUACAAAGGAGGAAACAAGCCAAGAACUUGACCUUACAAAACCCCUGGAAGAUGAAGAUGUUGGAAAGGAGGGGCUAUCUCUGAUUGUUGACUGUCCAAAUUGUGGAUUGCAAGGGCACAAUAAAAUUUGUGAAGUACUUGUACCAGGGUUUGGAAGCUGUGUUAUUAUGGCAUUCACAUGUGAGAACUGCGGCUCAAAAACAAAUGAAAUGAAGCCUGGUGGUGGGUACAAGGAUUUUGGAAAAAAGUGGAAGCUAGUUGUGGAGUCUCCCCAGGACCUAAAUCGAGAUGUCAUAAUUUCAGAAACUGCAACAAUAUUCAUUGCUCACUUAGAUUUUGAGAUGACUCCUGGUACAAUAGGAAGUGCAUUUACUAGUCUUGAAGGUUUAAUUAUUAAAAUGGUUGAGGGACUAGAAUCAUCGCACCCGUUUCUUAUAGGUGAUUCUGCGCCUGAAUCACAAUCAGAUCUCAAGGAAAAGAUAAAACAACUAUCGCAACUCUCAAAAUUGGAGGGAAUUAAAAGUUUUACACUUGUUAUAGAUGACCCUGCCGACCAUUCCUUCAUAGGACCAAGACCAAAUCAAUCAGGUGAAGAUCCAAAUCUCGUUUUUGAAACAUAUACAAGAACAUAUGAACAAGAUGAAGAGCUAGGUCUAAUAGGAAUGAAUACAGAAGACUACUAA
Theileria equi strain WA is the source of this 1338-nucleotide messenger RNA. RefSeq names its product zinc finger protein zpr1 domain containing protein. The transcript has 4 exons. Gene Ontology annotation, molecular function: zinc ion binding. Lineage: Eukaryota; Apicomplexa; Aconoidasida; Piroplasmida; Theileriidae. The record is from RefSeq and is a predicted model, not a curated record. Gene Ontology annotation, cellular component: nucleus; cytoplasm. Bases 1 to 1338 code for a protein of 445 amino acids.